AUGAACACAACAGCCCACCACCACCUAACCACCAUCCCAUGGGCCACCCUCCAGCACGCCUACGGCCCAGCCACCGACCUACCCAACCAACUGCUUGCCCUCCAAUCACCAGGCAAACAAGCACGCACCGACGCCUACGACCAGCUCUACAGCAACAUCUACCACCAGUCCGACCGCUACGAAGCAACCGCGUACGCAGUGCCCUACAUACUGAGUAUUCUCGCGAGCACAGCGACCCCAGACCGGCCGCGCCUAUUCUGUCUUCUGCUGGAUCUAGCGCUGGGUAUACCCGCUGAUGAGUUGCCGUUAGGGGUUAACAUGAGAGGUGCUUCUGCAUCUGGGAUGUCGAUGUAUGGGGAUGUCUCGGACGGACAGAUUGACUAUGGGGUCGUUGCGUACGACGCCGUUCGUGCGGGCGUUCCGUUGUUUUGGAGAUGCUUGGAAGAGGAAGGUACUAGAGACGAUGGGAGAGUGAGGGCGUGGGCGGCUUGCGCGCUGGCAUACUUCCCCAGUGAGAUCGAGGGCAGUGCGGAUAUCGAUCGGCUAUUGCAACUCAUGGAUCGAGAAGCAGACAUUGAGGCCUUGGCAAGCAUCAUGAUUGCUCUGGGAUUGCUCAUCGGAUCUCGGGACGAUGGUGCUUCUCCCCAAGUCUUUGAGACUACUGCUACGGUCUCCCGCCUACACACACACUCAACCAACCCCCAUUCACUGAUCCGCUGGGCCGCAGCAGUAGCACUCACCCGGCUUCAGCAUCACAGACCAGAACACGUCGAAGUGAUAACGCUCGCCCUGACCGAUCCAUCUUUCAUCCCCGCCGAAUACCACUCCGUCUUCCCCUUCUGCGAGGGAGAUUUCAGCAAAUACAGCGCUAAGAUCCUGGGAGGGUUGGACAUGGACGAGUAUCCCCAUGUGGUGCCCGCUGUGCUAAAGGUGUUGCCUCGCUUGCCGCUUCCGAAUGCUCUGAAUCUAGCUGAAGUGGCUAUGGAGCUUGCUUUUGGUGCUAUGCCUGAUGAUGAGGAUGAGGAUGAUGAUGGUGAUGAUUAUGAUGAUGAUGAUGAAGACGGGGUCUCCGUCGAGCGACUGAGCGAGGUUCAGCGCCGGACAGUGAUGGCUUUGGCGGAGUGGGACGAUGAAGAGGCUUGGGGAACUGGGAUUGUGGGCGGGAUACUUGAGGAUUGGAACAUUCGUGGUGGGAGUCGAGAUGAGUGUCGUCGGUAUAUUGGGUUAUCAACUGGGUUGUAG
Messenger RNA from Aspergillus candidus, 1242 nucleotides. RefSeq lists its product as uncharacterized. The coding region runs from base 1 to 1242 and encodes 413 amino acids. The record is from RefSeq and is a predicted model, not a curated record. Lineage: Eukaryota; Fungi; Ascomycota; Eurotiomycetes; Eurotiales; Aspergillaceae. The transcript has a single exon.